This is a messenger RNA of Ramularia collo-cygni, 576 nucleotides long. RefSeq lists its product as uncharacterized. The transcript is spliced from 3 exons. The coding region runs from base 1 to 576 and encodes 191 amino acids. The record is from RefSeq and is a predicted model, not a curated record. NCBI's taxonomy places the organism in Eukaryota, Fungi, Ascomycota, Dothideomycetes, Mycosphaerellales, Mycosphaerellaceae.
AUGACGCGCCGCCUGGUGUACGGUAUUUCUCUGUGGGUCUUUUUGGGCGCUGCAGCUUGCGGAAUCGCAGCCAUCGCUCUGCCCAACUGGAUUUCUUACACCGCCGGCGACGAUAUCAAAGUGAAUUACGGCCUGCAUAAACGCUGCAGCAGCAUCACUGGCAAAUGUCUGCCCUUUCCACAAUACGAGGACUGUCACGGUGACGACCGUUCAUUCUGCGCGAAAUGGCGGACAGCGGGGUUCUUCAUGAACUUCUCCGUCGUCUUUGAGCUCGCCUGCGUCGUGGCAUACAUUACGGUGCUGUUUGGUGGAAGAUCUGUGCGGGAGUCGGGCUGGAAGAUGCUGGCGGGUCUGCUAUCCACCGUCGCAGCGUCGCAAAUGAUCGCCAUGGCUUUGAUCGCUGCACUUUACGAAAACGACAAGCGAUUCUUCGUGGGUUGGGAGCUCGACAAGUCCUGGGUACUCUGCACAGUAUCAUGGAUUGUCCUCGCAGUCGAUGCGAUUGGCAUAACGGCAGCUGCCUUUAUACUACCCAGCGAUGACGACUACGAACCUAUACCUGAUUAUCCGCAAUAA